AGUCGCUGCCUCGAUUUCGCCGGCACCGCCGCCGUUUGUAAAAAUUUGAAUGACUUCAUUUUGAUUUCGUUUAUAUUUGGGUUAUAUGACUUUGUUGAUUUCCUUGUCAUUUCCUUGGUCAUUUCGGAGUUAUACAGCCUUGGUUAUUUCCUUCAUUUCGAAAUUCAUUCACUGCAACUGAAGAGAUGGAGACUACAGAUGGAUUGGGGAUGUCCAAGACUCGAGAAAUAGAUUCCCAGAAAAGUCUGAAAGGUCUGAAGGUGAUCCUGUUUGGAGACAAGAAAGUGUUGCCAAUGGGCAUCGCAGCGAGAUCGCUAGGCGAUCUGAUCAACAAGGCCUGCGCCAGGUUCAAGAUCAGCAGGAAGGGUGUGAAGAUAUGCCUUCCAGAUGGCACCCAGGUAGAUACUGACGACUAUUUUGACACACUUGAGAAGCAAAGCAUGGUCAUCCUGCUCCGGCCUGGAGAUUCCCUACACCAAGCUCCAGUGGUGCGGCUGGUGGAGAAGCUGCUCGCCCUCUCCUCCACUCAGCGGCUGCGUGAAGAGCUGCUGGAGGUGCUGCGGGGACCGGACGGUCCGCUGCGGGCUGACCCGCCUAGUCCUGGCCAGCCGGACCAGAGUCGGCGCAGUCAGCGCACUGAUGACCCCGCCUGGUUCGAGGGUCUCGACACAGGCGCCACCACCAAGGAGGAGUACAUGCGGCGGCGCUGUGAGUCGCGCGUGCGCACCUACUUUUACAAGUCGCGUGACCAGGUGCGCGGAGACCGCUCUGCGCCGCUGGCCGUGCUGGAGCCGCUGCUGGACGAGAUGAUGCAACAGCUGAAGCAGGACCGCUUCAACGGCCACUACUUUGACCGCUCCUCGCUGCUGAAGAGUGGUCGACUGUGUGACGAUGAGGGGGAGUUUGAGUGUCAGGGCCUGUUCUCCAAGAGCCAGUGUGGCUAUGAUGAGCACCGGAUUAAUCCGUACAGAAGCCGGGAGGAUCGGAUCGUGUUCUCCACAUGGAACCUCGACCACAGGAUCGAGCGCUCUCGGACCAUCCUGCCCGACCUGGUGAAGGCCGCGCGGGGGGCCGGCCGGCGCCGGGUCAACUGGCGCUACUUCUACCGACUGCUCUUCACCACCGACAACCUGCGGCUGGUGCACAUCGUCUGCCACGACAAGGGCUCCCACGACCGGUACCAGUGCGACCAGAGCCAAGUGUAUGUACGCUGACACCCCUGCGACUGCCGCGCCAACAGUGGCACUCUUCCCACCAGGCUAGUCUCUGGUGUCUCCGCAUUUACAUAUUAAUGAUAGAUUUUCACUAUGGAUCGAGGUCGGCGUUGAUUCCAGAUGAUGCUUUCAAUGAAGUGCCUAUUGAUUAUGGCAGGGGAGGGAGUGAUCAUUUAUUGUGAUAUCUUAGUGUGGCUUUCAGCUUCAGUAGUGUAGUGCGCUUUCGUAUCUAGAAGUAGUUGUGCAUGGCCGGGAUGGCAUCCACGAGUCUGCGUCGUUUUUCGCCUCUUAGUGGUUCGGGCGGCUUAAAGGCAUACAGCCACCCGACUGCCGCAUAGGAUGAUGGACAUAGGAAUGGUUACAUGGAAACGGUUGACAUUUGUGACGCAUUCGGUCUCCGUUACAAAACAUUCCCUGUGUGAUAGAGAAAAUCCACGAUCCUUUUAAUUCAGAUGCUUCCAAAUCCUUGGACUAAUGACGUUAUAUAUGGUAUGCCGUCAUAGGAUCUUAAAAACAUGUUAGUUUUAUUAUUUAACGCAUUUCUAAGAAAAAUAGUCGUUUCUGGGCUAUCUUGAGUCGACCUCCUGAUUUCCUUUCGCAUAAUUUCCCAGAAAACAAGACUCCUUUGCUUUUUGCGAAAGCAUGUCCAAGUUCGCAAAAAUUCAAACAGUAAACACUCAAGCGCCGGAAGCGCCGAUAGUCCCCCCCCCCCAAAAAAACACACACACACACAAAGAAGGCCACAAAUUGUUCUCGUCGGUCCUGCCUCUCGCAGGCCGCCUCGCACCCCGGUGCUGAAAGGCCACGUAUGGGUUAGCUCGGAUGAAGUUUGCAUUCCUUCAACGGGAACCGCUCCGCCUGGGCGGGUGACGUCACAAUGCGCUGAGCACGUCGAAGAACCAGGAAUUCGUGAUGACUAGAGAUCGGAUUUUUUGUGAUUUUUUCGCCGAAAUAUGCCAUUUUCAUGUUUGAAAUUAUGGCAAAAAAAAUGUGGCCAAAUCCUCAAAAUAUGUGAAUUGGAGCACACUUCAACCUGCGUAAUCAGUCUGUUUUUAUGCGACUUAAAACUUCCUUUUUCACUGACAAUUGCUCACGCUUCAUUCUGGACAGACCGAUCCAUAGACCACUAUAUACC
Amphibalanus amphitrite is the source of this 2349-nucleotide messenger RNA. RefSeq names its product DNA fragmentation factor subunit beta-like. The coding region runs from base 186 to 1214 and encodes 342 amino acids. Gene Ontology annotation, biological process: apoptotic process; apoptotic DNA fragmentation. Lineage: Eukaryota; Metazoa; Arthropoda; Thecostraca; Balanomorpha; Balanidae. The transcript is spliced from 6 exons. The record is from RefSeq and is a predicted model, not a curated record. Gene Ontology annotation, cellular component: nucleus; cytoplasm. Gene Ontology annotation, molecular function: DNA endonuclease activity.